Enhydra lutris kenyoni (northern sea otter) is the source of this 3554-nucleotide messenger RNA. RefSeq names its product lectin, mannose binding 2. Gene Ontology annotation, biological process: endoplasmic reticulum organization; endoplasmic reticulum to Golgi vesicle-mediated transport; Golgi organization. Gene Ontology annotation, molecular function: D-mannose binding. The transcript has 8 exons. Lineage: Eukaryota; Metazoa; Chordata; Mammalia; Carnivora; Mustelidae. The coding region runs from base 29 to 1099 and encodes 356 amino acids. Gene Ontology annotation, cellular component: Golgi membrane; endoplasmic reticulum-Golgi intermediate compartment; endoplasmic reticulum membrane. The record is from RefSeq and is a predicted model, not a curated record.
GGGCGGAAGUGGCCAAGAGGAACGGAGAAUGGCGGCGGAAGGCUGGAUUUGGCGCUGGGGCUGGGGCCGGCGGUGCCCGGGGAGGCCUGGGCUUCCCGGCCCCGGCCCUGGCCCCACUACACCUCUACUUCUCUUCCUGUUGCUGGGGCCGGUUGUUGCGGAUAUAACUGACGGCAACAGUGAACACCUCAAGCGGGAGCAUUCGCUUAUCAAGCCCUACCAAGGGGUCGGUUCCAGCUCCAUGCCCCUCUGGGACUUCCAAGGCAGCACUAUACUCACGAGCCAGUACGUGCGUUUGACCCCUGAUGAGCGCAGCAAAGAGGGCUCUAUCUGGAACCACCAGCCCUGCUUCCUCAAGGACUGGGAGAUGCACGUCCACUUUAAAGUCCAUGGUGCUGGAAAGAAGAAUCUCCAUGGAGAUGGCAUUGCCUUGUGGUACACCCGGGACCGCCUUGUGCCAGGGCCUGUGUUUGGGAGCAAAGACAACUUCCACGGCUUAGCCAUCUUCUUGGACACGUAUCCCAACGAUGAGACCACAGAGCGUGUGUUCCCGUACAUCUCGGUGAUGGUGAACAAUGGCUCCCUGUCCUACGACCAUAGCAAAGAUGGCCGCUGGACCGAGCUGGCGGGCUGCACGGCCGACUUCCGGAACCGCGAUCAUGAUACCUUCCUUGCUGUGCGCUACUCCCGGGGCCGUCUGACGGUGAUGACUGACCUAGAGGACAAGAAUGAGUGGAAAAACUGCAUCGACAUCACGGGAGUGCGCCUGCCCACAGGCUACUACUUCGGAGCCUCGGCUGGCACGGGAGACCUAUCUGACAAUCAUGACAUCAUCUCCAUGAAGCUGUUCCAGCUGAUGGUGGAACACACUCCUGAUGAAGAGAACAUCGACUGGACCAAGAUUGAGCCCAGCGUUAAUUUCCUCAAGUCACCCAAAGAUAACGUGGAUGACCCGACCGGCAACUUCCGCAGCGGGCCGCUGACGGGGUGGCGGGUGUUCCUGCUGCUGCUCUGUGCGCUGCUGGGGAUCAUCGUGUGUGCCGUGGUUGGGGCUGUGGUGUUUCAGAAGCGGCAGGAGCGAAACAAGCGCUUCUACUGAGUGGCCAGUGCUCCGCUCCGGGGAAGGGCCUAGUUUUGGGCCCCAGCACUAAUGUGAACUUUUUUUUUACUGGGAUUGUAAAAGAAAAAUAAGACGACCUUAUUUCUUAACUGUUUCAAAGAAAUGAUUAAAAGUAUUUUCGUACAUUUUGCUUCUUGCCCAGCAAGGACAGGCUGCAGGGCUAGGGAAUAGGGUUUGGCACCCCCACAGCUGGGGACAGAGGUCCUAGCCCGUUGCCAGCAUCUCAGGAGCAGGAAGGAAGCUGUGCCUGGAGCUGGGCCCUGGCAGGCUCUUGAACACUGGAGGGCCCCUCAGCCACAUUAGGGUGGGUGCCUGAGGACGUGAGCAGUGAUUUUGUUCUCUGCAGGGUGUGUUGGUGGAAGAGGAGGCUGACUAGGGAACCUGGGCCUUCCCAGUUGCCCUCUGAGCUGCUUCCCAAGGCAGACCCUUGAGUGAGGCUGGAGGAGCAAUCUGGUAGGGCUCAGAGGGUGACCAUUUGCUAAAUAAAGUGAAACAACCAACUUCAGCUGUGUGACUGUCCUCAGGGGCAUGCUUCUCUUUUUCUUCAAGUAACUUCCAAGUGGCCAGUGCUUUAUGGCUCUCACCCUCCACCCCUCGGCCCUGCCACACAGCCCCAGGAGGCCAGUGCCGUGCUGCCAUUCCCAGGUGGGGAAGCACAGCUCUAGGAGGUCAGUCGAAACUUGCCAAGUGUCACAUAGCAAGUGAGGGGAUAGGGCCCUGUGCUGUCUCCCAUGUGCCCUGAGCCUCUGGGUGAAAGGCUUCAGCCAGGGUAGAGUGUGGGGUACCACAUGGAGGCUGUGACCUAAGCGCAAGUGAACUCGAGGGAACUCUGGCUAAGGGGGCUUCAGGAAGAUCUGGAAGGGAUUCAUGGGCUCAGGAGGACAGGCUAGGGUCAGUAUUCCCUUUGGGGUGUUCUGAGGGGAGAAAGAUGGCAGAGGGAGUAGAAGAAAGCCAGCAGCUGGAGGGAAAGCACCCUUAUCUGGCAGCUUUCAUGGGUCGGUCUGUCCUGGCCAUGGCCUGCCUCUGCUCUCCAGACUGCUCUUGGAUGCCGCUAACUCUGCCACAGAACACUGUGUUCUCAUCCAUUCUAGAACCAUCUUCAGCAUCUUCCUAAGUCACAUUCGAGUCUCCAUCUUAAAAGUGAGAGCAACCCUGUCUUCCUGUUGGAACCAGGCUUUUUGUAAUUGAUAUUCUUGAUUAGAUUCUCGCAGGUGGAUAGAAGUAGAUGAAGUGAGGAGGAAGAACUUCCUUUUCCUGUUAAUCUUUCACUCUCCUGAGCUCUUUGUCGAGCAGCUAUUCACGUUCUCUUGUCCUUCUCCAUGUGCUCUCUGCACAUGUAGGACACAUCCUUCGUGGGUCAGACGUCGAGAGAUUGUUUACGAGAUCGCAGUGAGACACGUCUGAGCUGCGUUUCCUUCUCAUGGGGCUGGGAGACCAUUCAUGAAGCUGUAAGAGUAAACAUGAUCUUCUUUACUGAAAUAUUUUACUGAGCUCACUUAACCCCCAAACUGUUUCUUUACUUGGGAAGUAGCUAACUUUGAGUGCUUACUACAUGCCAAGCGUGGUUCUGAGCAGGUGACGCAUACUAACUCCUCUCUCUCCACAACACUUAAUCCGUUCGGACACCGGAAAUCCACUAGGUUGGGUGGCUCCUGUCUCCCCGAGCCUCUCCCUCCCCCAGGGGGAGCGCCAUGUCCACCUUGAGGGCUGGGGUCUGGAACCCCCCACAGCUGCUACGGCCACCAUCGUCAGCACCACACGCACCACACUUGGCCUUUCAUUCUGGCCCCUCAGGGCCUCCCUGAAUUCCUGAAUGAUGAGGCACGGUGGCACCCUGGACGAUGUGGCUCUGGCCCUUGGUUGCACAUUGGAGUCACCUAGAGAACAAAAGUCUGACCUCUGUGUUCUCUAGUUUGGGUUUGAGGAGUCAAUGGGGUGUGGGCAAGGACAGUGUUUUCUUUGGAGUGGCGGGGGGUGGGGGGCACAGUGCGGCCCAGGAAGGGCUGCUUUGAAAUAACCACACUGGGUGGUUAGGGUGAGGUUCUAGGCUUGGGAAUCAGUAGGUGUAAGACCAGCGAUUUGAAGGCAAAGAUGGAGUGGUUGUGGUCUCUUCUUGGCUGUCAGCAUCUUCUUUGCAUCCCUUUCAGAGUUUAUACCUGGAGGUGCUUCCCUAGAAGGUUCGAUGUGUGCUUUCACAUCUGCUUUCUCACACAUGUGGGAUCAUGCUGCUGUAAUCCACGAUUUUUGCCACAUGGAUUUAAAAAUGGAGUUAUUUCAUCAUACAAAAGAUAAACAUGAAUGUGUAUCCUUGUACUUGCUGUGCAACAUGAGAAAUAAAGCGUUGCUGACACACUUGCAUCCCUCCUUGUCCCCCUGCCCUGAGUACGAGCCCUCCUUUUGAAGGCGAUUGCUGCAGGUUCUGAUUUUUUUUUUU